Molecule: messenger RNA, 1656 nt
Organism: Parastagonospora nodorum SN15
Lineage: Eukaryota; Fungi; Ascomycota; Dothideomycetes; Pleosporales; Phaeosphaeriaceae
Exons: 2
Coding region: 1-1656 (551 amino acids)
Biological process (GO): endoplasmic reticulum to Golgi vesicle-mediated transport; endocytosis; intra-Golgi vesicle-mediated transport
Cellular component (GO): Golgi apparatus
Molecular function (GO): metal ion binding; GTPase activator activity
Source: RefSeq, a predicted model, not a curated record
AUGUCGCGGCGGCCCAACCCUGCCGCUGAUCGCGCUGAGCAGAAUCGAGCGACUUUGAAAAAUCUCGUGAAGCUCGAGGGCAACAAGACAUGUUCCGACUGCAAGAGGAACAAGCGUAGCUGGAACCUGGGCGUCUUCAUCUGCAUUCGCUGCUCUGGCAUACACCGCGGAAUGGGUACACAUAUCAGCAAAGUCAAAUCCGUUGACCUCGACACCUGGACCGACGAGCAACUGCAGAGCGUGCUGAAGUGGGGCAAUGCGCGUGCGAACAAGUACUGGGAGGCAAAACUGGCGCCAGGACACGUGCCGUCCGAGGCAAAGAUUGAGAACUUCAUUCGCACAAAAUAUGAGUCGAAGCGCUGGACCAUGGACGGGCCCAUACCCGACCCUGCGACCCUGGAGACGGACGAUGACGACCUGGUUUGUGGCACCUUUGAAGAUUCGAGGAACACGACUAACAUGUUACAGCCAUUGAGCAAGGUGCAAGAAAAGGUACAAGUAGAGCGCUCAGCAUCGCAACGUCUCGGAGGAAGCUCAAGCCGGCCUGCACCACCACCGCAAGCAAGACCGCAGCAGACCAUCGAUCUCUUUGGCGACGACACGCCUGCCCCUCCCCGACCGAGCACCGGACCGCCUUCGAAUGUGCGCUCAGCCCCACCAAAAGCCGAAGCCGCGCCACCGAAACAAACGAAGGCUGGCGAUUCAUUGUUGGGACUGGAUUUCUUGGGAGGAGGUCCUGCAUCGCAGCCCGCUAGACCAUCCAGCACUGGGCCUGCUACCUCUGCCGCGCCCUCAAGGCCCGACCUCAAGCAAUCUAUUCUCUCGCUGUAUGCUUCAAAGCCAGCAGCAGCUCCGCAGCCCCAGCAACAUGCGCGGCAAGAGUCGUUUGGUGCCCUGGCCUCUCCCCAGGGACAGACCUCUCCGCAACAGUCAGGCUUUGGUGGUAUGAACGACGCAUUCAGCAGCUUGUCCUUUAACCAGGCCGCGCAACCGGCACCCAAGGCAUCGCCUUUCUCCGGCCUUGACAGCUUCUCCGGCACAAAGUCCCCACCCACCACAUCAUCCUCCAACAUGUUCGGUGGCGGUGGCAACUUCUUCGACUCCAAGCCCAAGACACCUUCAUACACACAAGCACAAAACCGCACGACCAGCCCAUCCAGCGGCCUCGGCGGCGACUUCUCCGCCUUUUCAACCCCAGCACCAUCCCAGCCCGCCGCAUCAUCCUCCGGCCUCGGCGACCUGCUCGACCUCUCCAUGCCCUCCGCGCCCGCACCAGCGCCCAAAGCCGCUACCCCCAUGGCCUCCCCACCCAUGAACUCUGCAUUCAACCUCACAUCGCCCGCCGCGCCCUCGGCACCCACACCACAAGCUCAAGCUGCGCCCAACUACAGCAGCGGCUUCUCCAACAUGGAUGCAUGGGGAAGCAACGACGUGUGGGGAUCUUCCGCACCCAGCCAACCCGCUGCAACCACCACCGCAGCGCCGAAGAGUCCCGGCUGGGGCGCGCCGCAGGUUGCGCAGGACGAUGACUUUGGCGGGUGGAGUAGCGCGGCGCCUACGACGACAACGACGCAUACUUCGACGAACCAGAGUGCGACCAAGCCGGCGGGCGGGUUUGGGGGGAGCGACGAUUUAUUCUCGAAUGUUUGGGAGUAA